AUGUCGGACGCAAAGGUUCGCGGUGGAAAGGCUAGCGUUGGCGGGGCUUCCAAGGUCUCGGGUGCCGGCGAGAAGAAGAAGGCCACUACUCAAUCUUUCCGUGCUGGUUUGCAAGUGAGUACAAAUUUCAAAUCGCAAGAUCACGACGUGGUGGCUUGCAGCAUGUUUGCUUUGGGGGAGCUUUACGCAGCUCUUCCACAUCGCUAUGGUCGGUCAGGUGGUCGGACGCUACUUUGGGAAAUUCUAGCGCCACAGGGACCUCGAGUAGAACAGCUCCGUGUCGUGGCGGAAGCAACGGCAUUGCUGCGCCAUACGCGCGGAGCACACUCUCGUCGUCCGUGACGCUUGUCUAGCUGUUUCCAUCUUCUUCAUUCGAGGCACCCGACAAGCUUCGCGACUGCAAAUGAGUCGAGAUUUGCACUGCGCGCCGAACUCGUUCUAGCUGUGAAUGACUCCAGCUGGCCCUUUGGCUGGUCAGCACUCGGUGACGCUUGCUUCGCCUUGCCAUGCAAUGCUGACCGUUGAUCGUCCUUUCAUUUUCAGUUCCCGGUCGGUAGAAUCCACCGUCAUUUGAAGAGUCGCGGACAGAACCACGUUCGUGUCGGUGCCAAGGCUGCCGUCUACGCCAGCGCCAUCUUGGAGUACCUCACUGCCGAAGUGCUCGAGCUUGCUGGUGAGUGAAGUUCGCGAUACAUCAGCGAUGGCGCUUACAGCAAUCAGCACUGACUUGAUCAUCUGCAUAUGCGACUUCAGGCAACGCUGCCAAGGACCUCAAGAUGAAGCGUAUCAAACCUCGUCACUUGCAGCUGGCUAUUCGUGGUGAUGAGGAGUUGGACAGCUUGGUCCGCGCCACGAUUGCCGGUGGUGGUGUCCUUCCCUACAUUCACAAGUCCCUCAUCAAGACUAGCGGCAAGAAGAAGGCUGUCACUGCUACCGACUGA
Messenger RNA from Ceraceosorus bombacis, 941 nucleotides. The record is from the annotation of a GenBank genome assembly. NCBI's taxonomy places the organism in Eukaryota, Fungi, Basidiomycota, Exobasidiomycetes, Ceraceosorales, Ceraceosoraceae.